CAAGUUAGUUCAAAAUAAACACUCUAGUUCACAAGUCAAGUUUAAACAUACUCUCCGGUCUCCAGCUAGCGCUAAUCGUACGCAAGCUACGCUACACUCUCACAUUGAUAUUAUUAUCAAUAUCAGCAGCGGAACACCACCUUCUAGUGUUUCAUCCAAAUGUUAUGACGGCGAUGUGAUUCCGGUGAUUCGUAUAAAAAUUCUCAAGACGCGUAAAAAUUAUUUGCCGAAGAAUGCGAGACACGGAAAGUGCAGUUUAAAUAAUAUUUAUUGUCGUUUUCGGUUAAGUGCUAAAAAGUGCUAGAGGUUGAGGAAAUGAACAGUUUGGUGUAAAUCAUUCGAAAUGUAUUAUUUAUUUGGGUUUCUGGUAUGCUUAGCAAUAAAAGAAGUUGUACCACAAACCGUCAAAACCACCUACGUCUGUCCUACAGGCUUCCGAUCAAUAGGAAGAAAAUGCUAUUACUUCGGAAAGCAGCAAGUGAUAUGGACGGAUUCUCAUUUCUACUGUGGGUUACUCAACAGCACACUUGUGAUAUUUCGUAACUAUAGAGAGCAGAACAUGUUAAAAGGAUUCGUCACACAAGAUAACCACACUACUUUAGAUAUUUCAGAAAGAUGGAUAGACGGAAUCUACGACUGGAAAACACAACAUUGGAAGUGGGGAGCGAACGCUAAACCCAUUCGAGAUAAUCCAUUUACGAAACGAAAUACAGGUGAAAAUUUUAGAUGGAACUGUCUUGCACUUAGCGGUGCUUUCAAUAAUAGGUGGUUGGCAAGGAGAUGUACGGAGAAAAAGGGUUUCAUAUGUGAAACGGAUACAAAUAUCAUAGUAGAAUUUAAGCUUUACAACAGACAGAAGAAAAAGUUUAACAUUACUAGAUGUACUAGCCAAAAAUCAUUAAAUGAUUAUGAAAAAAGAAGAUGCAGGCGAUUGCUGGGAAGGACUGAAAAUGAACCCUCGCCAUUAAUACUGAAAAACCAUACAGCUCGAUCAACUCCGAAGAAAAGAAAUUUUGAUGGUUGGAUUUGUUCCCCCCAUAUGAUAAAUUUAGGAAGUCGUUGCUAUACAUUUAGCACAAGAGAAACCACUUGGACUGAUGCCCAUUUUGAAUGUAGGAGAAAUGGCACCAAAUUGGCAAUAAUUAGAAACAAAGCUCAAGAUCAUAACUUAAGAAUGUUCUUGAAUAAUUUUAUUGCUACUUCCAAUGGAAGUUUUCCAAAUUUAAACAAAGAGCGUCAUGACAGAUGGAUCGGAGGUAUCUAUGAUUGGAAAACUACAAAGUGGAGAUGGGCAAUGAAUGGCCAACCUCUUACGUAUAGAGGGUUUAGUAGUAAAGUGAUGCACCAUAGAACUCCACAAGACUUGGCGUGGAACAGUAUAUUUAUGGAUCCAAAAAUAGAUAAUAUGUGGAAUGCUGCCAAACAAACCGAAAAGAAACGAUUUAUCUGCCAAGUUCAAGCCAAAGCAGUCAAGGAGUUUGUCCCGAGAAGAAAAAAACCAGCAGAUGCAACAAUAAAAAUUGUCAAAAAUCAUCCAAAUGCCAUAUAGAACGAAAAUAAUGCAGUUUUGACGCAUUCUAAAUCUAAACAUACGCCAUAUUGCAAUUUAAAUAUCGAAACAGUAUUGUUCUUAUAUUAGCGAACAAACGAUAUUAUUAAGCAUUGAUGUGUAAAAAAAGCUUCUAAUUGGAUUAGGUUAGAAUUUAACGCAUGAUGUUACUUUGUUUAAAUCUUUUUGAGUAUAUACUCUAUAUAAUAUACUGUUAGAACACUAUCCCUAGGCACCUCUAAUAAUUGUUGAAUUAAGUAGGUAUUUAAAAGUGCUCUCAAAUGAAAUUUAAUAAAAAAUUUUCCUCUUGGUAAAAGGUAUAUUAGUUUCAAAAGCCCUAAAAGGUUACAAACAUAUAAACAAAACGUUUUCGCUCUGUAACAAGAGCAUCAUCAGUGUUACAAGAACACGGUGAGCCAACCAAAAAAAUACAAGCUGCCACCUCUUAUAACAUAAUGACCUAGUUAGCUUUUGACCCACUUACCACGUGUGGGAGUCAUAUGUUGCCCUAGGACCGUAUCCUUAGGAAUUUUAUCCAUCUUUUGGAUUUUUCGAUGUAUUCAUUUAUAUAAGACUUUGGUCUCUUUUUUGAAAGGCUUUGACCUUGUAUUUUUUGGUUGGCUCACCAUGUUCUUGUAACACUGAUGAUGCUCUUGUUACAGAGCGAAAACGUUUUGUUUAUAUGUUUGUAACCCUUUAGGGCUUUUUAAACUAAUAUACCUUUUACCAAGAGGAAAUUUUUUUAUUAAAUUUCACUUGUAAUUAAUGGUAUACAGCCAAAUACAGGAAGUUCUUCCUUGUGGAUUACUCUCAAAUGAUCCUAUCCAUGUUUUCAUUCAAAUGAUAGUCAAAAUGCAGUAAUGGAUUGUUGUCCUGUUUUACUGUUAGUUCUAACUACACAUUUCAUGGUUAUGUACAGCUUAGCAGAAGUGGUGACUUGCACGUUUCACAAAAUUUAAAACAUUAUUUAAUGGAAUAAAAUAUAUGGAUAAAAAUAAAUACAAAAUUUAAAAAUGUUAAUGAAUAAAGUUCAUACGCUUCUUUAAAAGUAAUAAGCAGGGUGAAUACACGAAAAGACUGCUAAUAAUAAAGAAUAACUUCAUCAGCAGGAAGUUGGACAAACACUUGAAAAGCUAAAUAACGAAAAAGCUACAGGCCUACAGGUAAAUACGUAUUACAUAUUCCAAAUAUUUAAACGAAAACGAAUUAUUAAAAUAUUAUGGAGCAGCAAUGACCGACCAAUUAACAAAAUUAUAAAACACAAUAAAAUAACGUAAGAAUGGAGAAGAGCGGACUAAUUCUACAAUUCAAAAAAGGGGAUACCAGAAAACUACAGAAGUAUCAAUUUAUUAAAUACUACCCUAAAACUUACAACUAAAAUUUUAUAAAACCUAAUGAAUCAGAGGAUAAGUUUAGCAGAUGAACGAUAGGGUUCUCGUACUGAAAGAUCGUGUACAGAUGCAAUAUUCGUUAUAAAGCAAAUUACUGAGAAAUCAUUAGUGUAUAAUAGAGCAGCAUUUUUCUCUGUCUGAUUGAGUUGAAGAAAUCAUUUGACAGAGUAAGACUUAAAGAUGUAAUCCAUCUUCUGUAUAAUAGAGAAGUUCCCCUAGAUAUCAUAAAAACUAUUGAAAACAUCUACCAAAACAACAAAAUGGAGUCAGAAUAGAUGGACAACUUACAGAACCUAUAGACAUAGGCAGCGGAAUACAGAGAAAGAUCUGUAUUCCACUCUUCAAUUUAAUCAUGGAUGAAAUCAUCAAAAGCGUUAACAAAGGAGGAGGCUGCAGAACAAUAAACAAAGAAGUAAAAAUAGUCUCUUACGCAGACGACGCAUUAGUGUCGCCCAAGAUGACGAUAGUCGGCAAAUAUUAGUUCACAGAUUUAACAACAAGGCCAAAGGAAUUCAAUAGGACAAUUUCAUAUCAGAAAACUAAAAAAUAGUAAUCAGUAAAGAACUAAUCAGAUGCAAAAAAUAGAAAUUGAUAGCAUCAUAUUGAAUAAGUAAUGGAAAUAAAAUACCUUGGAAUUACACUGUCCAGCUACGGAGACAUGGACAAAGAAGUAAGAAAUCAAGUAGGUAAAAAAGCAAAUAUACUGGCAGGAUGUCUUAAUAACACUAUAUGGCGAAACCGACAUAUUAACACUGAGAUGAAGUCAAAAAUUUAUAAAGCCAGUAUAACACCAGUAAUAUAUAUUAUGCAUUAAAAACAAGACCGCAUACAACCACAACAUAAAGACUACUGGAAACAACAAAGAUGAGAGUACGGAGAAGAAUAAUUACAGGAAAUACCUACGCUGAGAAAUCGAAAGAGGAGUGAAGACAUUAAAAGAAAAUGUAACGUAUAAUGUAUUAAACGAAUGUACGCCAAAUAUAAAAAAGAAUGGCAUAAAUAACAUAAGCAGAAUGGGGGAGACGGGAGACUCGUGUGGUCAAAAUAGCAAGAGAUAAAUCACCAAUCGGUAGAAGAAAGAUGUAGUUACAACCUUUCAUGGAGGUAUCAAUACACCAAUGAACAAGAAGCAUGGCUUGUAAAAAGGGAGAAGAAGAACUUCAUCAGAAGAUAAUUAAAAAGAAUGGCACGACACUUGUUAAACAGUAAAAAACCGAUUAUAAUGGUAACCGUUGGAAUAUAAAAGAAAAUGGAUGGCGUAAUGGUUCAUUUAUAAUAAUGAAAAGGAAGAGAUAUUCCAAGUUCAUCCUGGAUAGAAAUCAUAAGAAUUUUAUAAAAUGUGGUGCCUACAAUUUUUUAUACAGCAUUAAAAUUAUAAGCUUAUUUAACACCUACAUUCAAAAAAGUCUUAUCUUUGAAAAUAAGUCAGACACAAAUAAAUAACAUAGUUUUUUAUCAGUGACAUUAGAUUCCGUAACAUUAUUUGUCAAUCAAAUUUAUGAAAUAUUUACAAACAUUUAACAAAUGUAACAGCAUGUGUGAUGAAAAAUGACCUAAUUUGAAUAAUUUAGAUAGUAACGAGUAACUGCAACUGCCACAAAUGUAGAUAUGUAACCAUACUUAUUUUUAUAUUUGUUGUGAAGUCGUAUUUUAGUGUACAGAUAUGUUUAACUAUUUAUUGUAAAAAUAAAAUAUAACUCUAA
Diabrotica virgifera virgifera (western corn rootworm) is the source of this 4643-nucleotide messenger RNA. RefSeq lists its product as uncharacterized. Bases 344 to 1549 code for a protein of 401 amino acids. The transcript has 8 exons. The record is from RefSeq and is a predicted model, not a curated record. Lineage: Eukaryota; Metazoa; Arthropoda; Insecta; Coleoptera; Chrysomelidae.